Fonsecaea erecta is the source of this 1020-nucleotide messenger RNA. RefSeq lists its product as hypothetical. The record is from RefSeq and is a predicted model, not a curated record. Lineage: Eukaryota; Fungi; Ascomycota; Eurotiomycetes; Chaetothyriales; Herpotrichiellaceae. The transcript has a single exon. The coding region runs from base 1 to 1020 and encodes 339 amino acids.
AUGUCUGACAAUCCCCCCGCCACCGACGCACAGCCACCGGUUCCAUAUCAAGUCUACAAGCCGGAACUGGAGCAGGUGCCGUCCGCGAUCGCGACCCUGCUCGCCGAGUACGCGGGGAUACCGCCCGAGGCGCAGAAGGAGCACAUCAAGACGGUGCGCGAUCAGGCCUUCAAGUCGUACCCGUACCCAUGCCUGGGCCGCUGGCGGUUCCUCGAGCUCGACCUGUCCAGACACCCGUUGUACCACAGCUACAUCGUGCCGAUGAUGUCCAACGACGAGAAAGCAGCGGACGGCGCAGCGGCUGGCGGUGGAAAGGACGACUGGAUCUUCCUGGACCUGGGCUGCUGCUUGGGGCAGGACAUCCGCAAGUUGAUCUUUGACGGCGGGGACGCCAGCCGCAUCUACGGCGCGGACCUGCGUCCGGAGUUUAUCGACGUCGGAUACGCGCUGUUCCGGGACGAAGACAAGUUCCCGCGCGCCGAACACUUCAUCGCCCCGGCCGACGUCUUCGACUUCUCCCCCGAGAGUGAGCUGAGCAAGAAGUGCGACGGGCGCGUCGGCAUCCUGCAUUCCACUUCCGUCUUUCACCUCUUCGAUUGGGACCAGCAGGUCGCCAUGGCGUGCCGGUGCCUGCAGCUGAUGACCACGAAGAACGGCCGCGUGCUGAUCUGUGGAUGUCAAGUGGGCAACGUGACCGCGGGCGAGUUCCCUCGACGUCUGGGUGGGGGCUCACGGUACCGACACAACGAGGCGAGUUGGAAGAAGAUGUGGGACGAAGUCGUCCGCCAGGAAUCGUCCAAGUACGAGAUCCGGGCGGUCAGGGCAGGGGCGGAAAUGUACGGCAGGGAUCAAGACCGCGUCAGAGAGGAGUUGGCAGCGCAGCGCCUGGCUCAAGGAGAAGAUCAAGAGACAGCUAGCGAGGCCAAGGAAGGGGGAAGCAAGGAGGAGCUCAGGUACAUUGGGAGGUUCGAAGAAGGGAUGAGAUGGAUGAAGUACUGGGUUUGGAUUGACUUUGCUUAG